GAGGUCAUGUACUUGACCGUGAUUCUUCUGGGCUCUUACUGGAGCGAGGGAUCCGGGUUCUCCUCCCGCGUCUGCGCAGAGCCGGCCGCCAGUUUGCCUCCGACGGGUCCGGGGACCUGGUCUGUCUCUCGUGGUGCAGGUAUUUCUGAAGUGCGGUACUGGUACUUUCGCUCGAGCGGACGACGGCGGCGGAGAGUAACUACGUGCUCGUUCCCAAACGCUGCGCUGGAGCACGAGCAGUGAGGGGCUCGCGCUGGACUUAGGCGCCGAGGUCUCCGCUCACGACUUUUGUUAUGGUCGCAGGUUAAGACGAGACCGGAGAAAUCCACAAGUUACCCGGCGACGACUCUUGCGUCGUGAGCCCGAUCGUUUCCCCCCCAAUCGUGAAAACCUGCCCCCCCCGCGUCGGGAGCACCUGGACGUGUGUGAUGAUGGUCUGAAGUGGCACCGGGGGUGUUUGCUCCCCGUGGCGCCGACGCCGGUGGGGCUCGCGGUUCAUUUUCUCCUUCGUCACAGGCAAAGUGUCUCGGAUGUAGUUUCCUCCGGCCAGUUUUACCCGAACUGUCUCCGCUCCGCGGCGGUAACAGCCGCCGCCGCCGCCGCCGCCGCCGCAGCAGCAGGUUAAUGUUAAGUCACUUCCUGCAGUUACAAUUUCCUCCUCCUCGGCUGCUGCCGCCGCCGCUGCGGGUCCGUCGACUGUCGGUGAUCAAUACCGAUCGAUAGCAUCGAUCCGCCGGGCUGCAGUGCGGGGCCGUUUCCCGGGGAUUUCGGAGGGAUUUCGCCGAGCGAGACUCAUGGCCACCGCAGAUACAAAGCUGGGAGGAUCCCCGGAGUCCAGUUUGCAGUCGGAGGAGUCGAAGCUGGGGUCAGAGGAGUCCAGGAUGAGGUCGACCGGCCCCGUGGGCUCCUGGGAGUCGGAGCUGGCCUCCAUCCAGCACUCCCUGAAGUUUGUGUUGAAGCUGAGGGAGGAGUUUGUUUGUCCCAUCUGCAGUGGAGUCGUGCUCAACCCCCAGCAGAACUCCUGUGGACACAUCUACUGCUUCCACUGCCUCCAAGGACUGCUGGAGAGUUCUUCACCGUCCAGCCCAGUUUGUCCAGUGGACGGAGCCGUGAUCACACCAGCUGAGGUUUUCCAGGACAACUGCUGCAAACGAGAGAUCUCCAGUUUAGAGGUGUUCUGCACCAACUCCCCGGCAUGUACCUCUGUCAUCACGUUACACCAACUGCAGGAGCACCUGAGGUCCUGUCAGCAUGAGCAGCUGCAGUGCACCAAUCCAGGCUGCAGGGCGGUGCUACAGAGGAGAUGCCUGCAGGAACACCUGACCAACACCUGUCUUCACCGGACGGAGCCCUGCCCACACUGCGGGCAACCGCACCGACUCAGCCUGAUCCAGGAUCACGUGCAGAGCACGUGUCCAGACGUGGAGGUGGACUGUCCCAGCAGCUGCUCGCAGAAGGUUCCCAGACACAAGCUGACGGAGCACAGAGAGUCGUGUCCUGAGGUUCACGUUUUCUGCUCUUAUAAGAAGUUCGGCUGCUCUGUCCAGGAUAAAAGAGGGAAAGUUAAACUGCACGAAGACGCCGGUGUCAACCAUCACAUGCUGCUGGUCCUGAGGAGCAACACCAACCUGGAACAACAGGUGGGGGUUCUCCAGGAGGAGGUGCUGCUGAGGCAGCAGGAGGCCCAGGCCGACGGCCUACUGCUCGCCGGCCUGCAGAAGAAAAUCCAGCCGCUGCUGCAACAGAGCAGCUGCCACGAACGCAGCGUCGCUACAGCUCAGAGGACUCUGAACAGGCAGGAGGACGUCCUGUCCACCGUCCAGCUGGAGGUCCAGCAGGUGUCCCGGGGACUCCCCGGUCUGGAGGAGCUGGAGCAGCUUAGAAAGUCUCUGGAUGCCGUGAUGCAGGAGGUGUCGGCGGUCGAGGCCCUCAGAGAACACCUGGGAACUUUGGAGGAGAAUCUGAAGCAUCAAUCCGGCCUCCUGGAUCUCCACGCCGCUCAGCUCAGUCGCAACAUGCAGCACCUGCAGGAGCUCGAGGCCACGUCCUAUGACGGCAAACUGAUCUGGAAGAUCCAGGACUUCAGGAAAAGGAGGGACGCCGAGGCCAAAGGUCAGCCGCUGUGCCUGAGCAGCAGGCCGUUCCACACUGGACGCUGCGGCUACAAGAUGGCCAUCAAAGCCUAUCUGAACGGGGACGGCGAGGGAAGAGGGACUCACCUGUCCCUUUAUGUGGUCCUGAUGCCGGGAGACUUCGACGCUCUGCUGCCGUGGCCUUUCAGACAGACCGUGUCUCUGUCUAUUCUGGAUCAAAGCGGUGCCGGCAACCACCGCAGUCUCAACUUUAGACCCGACCCAACAUCCAAAAGCUUCCAACAACCCGCCGCCGAUUCGGUGAGCAAUGUCGCUUCUGGAUUUUCAUGCUUCGUUCCUCUCGACAAGCUAGAGACUCCCCAGAAUGCUGCGUAUGUCAAAGACGACACGCUGUUCGUCAAAGUGAAGGUGGACAUGGCAGGUUUAGAGAACCUGUAAGAUUUCCUCCAUCUCAUGUAUCGUAAUUAAUCUCUUUGGCGUCAUCUGGUGGUCGACGCAGGAAUGACCCAGUGGUAGACAGCAAUGCAACACUGCAUUCGCUUUGUUUUUCUUGUUUUCCUUCAGAAUAUGUCGUCAGAAUAAUUUGAAAAAAAUUUAAACACACAUAAAACACUCUAAAUCCUAGUGACUAAAAGAGCAGUUCAAGAUAUUAGAAAAUACUGGUUUUUCUUGUCGGGAGUCAAAGUCUGUUAUAUAUGAAGCCUCGAUCUUGCUCUUGGAAGGACGUGGAUGUGGACUGCUGCGACCUUUCAAAGGGACGACCAACUGUGGACGCGCCCAUGCACGUGUACAUACUAGAAUCAGGGAUACGCAUAAGCAGACAAAUUCUCAUGCACACCAGGAAUCACGAUGGCAACCUCCUGGGGUCUUAACACCGUUAAACCGUGAAUUAUCAUCUACAGUUAAACAAGUGAGAAACAACACGUUGAUCAGUGAGCUGAAGAGGUGCUGGUGGGCGGACUAAGUUACCUGUGGACAGAGCCAGGUUUGUUUCAGUCUGUUUCCCCCUGUCUCCAGUGUUUGUGCCAAGCUAAGCUAACCAGCUGCUGGCUGUAGCCUCAGAGUUGCUGUAUAAACAUGAGAGUUGUACCAGUUUGAACCUCUAACUCAAGAACAAAGAGAAGAAGAGCAGUCGGCAAAACGUUGAACUUUUUUAUGUAAUGCUUCAGGAUCGCAUCAAGGAUCGUUUGGUGAAGCUCUGACUCAUAAAAUCU
Xiphias gladius (swordfish) is the source of this 3307-nucleotide messenger RNA. RefSeq names its product Tnf receptor-associated factor 5 (gene traf5). Gene Ontology annotation, biological process: regulation of apoptotic process; regulation of canonical NF-kappaB signal transduction; positive regulation of JNK cascade. The coding region runs from base 795 to 2531 and encodes 578 amino acids. Gene Ontology annotation, cellular component: plasma membrane signaling receptor complex. Gene Ontology annotation, molecular function: thioesterase binding; zinc ion binding. The record is from RefSeq and is a predicted model, not a curated record. NCBI's taxonomy places the organism in Eukaryota, Metazoa, Chordata, Actinopteri, Istiophoriformes, Xiphiidae. The transcript is spliced from 11 exons.